GAGGAGGAUGUUGCCACCUUCCGCGCACCGUGACGUUCCUGAGCCUUUGCAUCUUUUGGGCUUCAGUCUGGCUGGUGAUGCAAUGGAAGACGUUCAGGCGCGCAGACAGUCAGACACACGCAGAGUCCCCGGAGGAUCCUGCCGAGGCAGAGAAGAUGUCGCAAGACGUCACCGCGAUGCGUCCGGCUGUGCGGGGUGGCAAGGGAGCUGCCAGCUCACAUGCAGCGCACCAAGGGCACCAACAGCACCAAGGUCCAGUUUAUGGAGGGAGCACAGCUGUGCCGCUUGUCAGCGGAUGCCCGCAAAGAGCGCGCAGGAAAGAAAAGUGGGGCCAGGUUCUGAAAGAGGACAUGAAGAUCAUCAAGUCUGGCAGCUCUUCAGUGAAGAGUUGUCACCGCCUUGGAGAUGCUUUGGUUUUCGAUCUCAAACACAUGCAGGCUCAAAAACAAGAGGGACAUGCCUAUGAGUUGCUGCUGCCUGACUACGUUGUGGCAGAUGAAGAGCAGCCGGGCUUUGAGCAACGCUCUUCUCUUCAACUGUUUUUUGCCUUGCCUUCGGGGCCCUUGCAGCCAUUGGGGCCUGCGCAUAGUCCCAAGGAUCAUAUUAUUGCUGGCGGUGGCGCUUACCGCCAUUGGCGUGAACCCAUGACACAUGGCUUCGAGCACACUGGCAGCCGGCUGUGGUUUUCCAUCCCGAAGAAUGUCGCGCUGAAAGAGCUUUCUCGCUUGGUCGCAGUGGUGUUUCCCAUGACUCCCAAUAUGGGCUUCGUUGAGGUUGUACACAAACCUGACAAGAAAGCGAAAGACUAUGAUCCCACGAAGAGGCGUCGCCGCAAGGAGAUCCACCGGGAGUUGUUUUUUGAGACCUUUCCAACCAUCGGAGUCGAGCCACAUCUGGCGGACAGGCCUGAGGCGACCCUGCCGGGGAUCCACUACUUGUGGCGCACCAGCCACCAUGACGAGUUCAAUCUGGAGUUGCAACCUGGGGAGAUCUACGAAAAGCGCAUGCCGUACGCCUUCGCGGAGUAUUUCGGCCGCUUUGAGAAGAGUGGUGCAGUGCUUUUCCCGCCACCUGCUUGUUACAAGUUCUAUGAGAACAAGGUGGCGCUGACCGAACUCUUCCAAGCUUCCAAUGUUUUAAUGCCUGAGACCUGGGUCUUCAGCAGUUUAGCUGAUGCCAUGGGACGUAGGGACCAGGUGCAUCUUCCAGUGGUGCUCAAGGAUCCGUACGGAUAUUCCAGCAUUGGUCUGCUUCAGGCCGAGACAAUGCCGGAAUUGAUUGAAGCUUUCCAGACGUUUUUCAGCAAGGCCAAGCCAGGGGUAGAAGUCUUGGUGCAGAAGAAAGUCAGAGCGCUAAAAGAGGCGCGGGUGACCUAUGUGGAUGGCCGCCCCUUCCAUGGCUACUGGCGGAUUCGACAAAGCCUGAAGAGUGCAUCUGCUGCAAGUACCCGUGGUGGUUUCCAGGACUUCAACUUUCCUCUUGAGACCAUCGCUCCCUUUGUGGAGAGCUUUGCCAACAAGACUGGUGUCCCGGUUGGAGGUGUGGACCUCAUUUGGAAGGACAACCCGGACGUUCAGCAAGAGCCGUACACCUUGGAGGUGUCUCCAACCAGUGACAUCAAUCCGCCCAGUCCACCGGACUGGAAGGAAGGGUAUGCUGAAUUCAAGCAUACCAAGGGCUUCCGCAACGCCUACUUGGGCAUCCGUCGCAAGUGGACAGAAGCCAUGGUACUUGCAGUUGUGGACUGGCACCGAAGAAGCAAGAGGCACCUCUUCGUUGGCAUGGAUACGCUGUUCCAGAACUCCCAGGUUGCCGAUGGUGCUCUAGAUUCUCUCCUGACCCUUCGGAGGAGCUUCUUCAUCCGGCUGUUGACAUCACCUUCACUUGAUGAUAAGGAUCUGAAGGACUAG
Molecule: messenger RNA, 1910 nt
Organism: Cladocopium goreaui
Lineage: Eukaryota; Dinophyceae; Suessiales; Symbiodiniaceae
Source: the annotation of a GenBank genome assembly